UGCGACCAAUAAGUACAUUCUCAUCAUUGUACCUAAGUCUUGGAGUGAUGCUCACAGCUAUUGUCAGCGACACCACACAGACCUGGCCAGUGUGAGGAACACAACAGAGAUGGACGCCAUCAAGAGUAUCUUACCUGACGUCACUGAUAUCUACAGAGUGUGGAUUGGCCUGAAUAAAUCUCUUGGCGUCUGGAGGUGGUCCGACCAGAGUGGCUCCUCUUUCAAGAGCUGGGAAACAUUCAAGGAAAACAUGGCAGAUGGGAGUUAUCAGGACGGAGAGUUCUGUGGUGAAGUUACUUUCCCUUCUGGAAAGUGGAAAUAUCAGGAUUGUACCACCAACUCUAAUUUUAUCUGCUAUGACGAUGAGCUGGUCCUGGUCUCAGAGAACAAGACGUGGUCAGAAGCCCUGUGGCACUGCAGAGACCUGGACAUGGAGCUGGUGUCUGCCCACAACCAGAGCAUCCAGCACUGGGUCCAACAGAGAGCCAAGAAGGCCUCCACUCCCUUCGUCUGGCUGGGCCUGAGGUACACCUGCACCCUGGACUUCUGGUUCUGGGUCAAUGGAGAAGAGUCCUGCUACCACAACUGGGCCGGCGGGGAGGGCUACGACACCAUUGAGGAGCAGUGUGGGAACACGGGGGCCAUACAGAGAGACGGGGGACAGUGGGUCGGCAAGUCUGAGACUGAGAGAUUCAACUUCAUCUGCAGCAACAGUACUGAUUACUAGAACCAGACCCUGUUCUCUGGACCAGCUGAACACUACAGUCCAACACAUUGUUCCAGACCCUGUUCUGUAGACCAGCUGAACACUACAGCCCAACACAUUGUUCCAGACCCUGCUCUGUAGACCAGCUGAACACUACAGUCCAACACAUUGUUCCAGACCCUGUUCUGUAGACCAGCUGAACACUACAGUCCAGAAUGUUCCAGACCCUGCUCUGUAGACCAGCUGAACACUACAGCCCAACACAUUGUUCCAGACCCUGCUCUGUAGACCAGCUGAACACUACAGUCCAACACAUUGUUCCAGACCCUGUUCUGUGGACCAUCUGAACACUACAGCCCAGAAAGUUCCAGUUAUACUCAGAUUUACAUCAUACAAGGUGACGGAUACAUAUUAUUUUAAAAUAUAUUUGUAUUUAUUUACAGUGAGCUCCAAAAGUAUUGGGACAAAUGUUUAGUUGUUUUGGCUCUCAACUCCAGCACUUUGGAUUUGAAAUGAUUCAGUUUGAAGUGCAAACUGUCAGCUUUAAUUUGAGGGUUUUUUCAUACUGAGUGAACCGUUACAGCUCUUACAGCACUUCUUGUACAUAGUCCCUCCCAUUUUAGGGGACCAAACAUAUCGAGACACAUUUAGUAAUAUGUUUAGCAAGUAGUCAGUUAAGUUUUUGGUCCCAUAUUCAUAGCACAAAAUUAUUACAUCCUGCUUUGGACUUUACAAACCUGUUGGGUGCAUUUGCUGUUUGUUUUGAUUGUUUCAGAUUAUUUUGUUCCCAAAAGAAAUGAAUAGUAAAUAAUGUACAGUGUCAUUUUGGAGUAACGUUUAUUGUAAAUAAGAUUAUGAUAUGUUUUGAAACACUUCUACAUUAACAUAGAUGCUACCAUUAAUACGGAUAAUCUUGAAUCAAUCUUGAAUAUUGUUUGAGUGAGAAAGUUAGACGCACAAAUAUCAUACCCCCAAGACAUGCUAACCUCUCACCAUUACAAUAACAAUGGAGUUUAGCAUUUUUAAGGGGUAUGAAAUGUAUGCCUCCAAUUUCUUGACAAUAAUUCUUGUACGAAGAAUUAUCGAACCCAGGCGCAGAGAAACACCGCAAGCAGAGGUAGGGGUAAAUCAAGAACUUUACUUUGAGUUUUCAAAUAAACAAGGUAACAGCACAAGGGCAUUCUAACAAGACAUGAGACCUAAGCAAGGAUCCAGAAACCUGAAUAGCAGGGCAACCAAGUGAACAGAGAGGGUAAUUAAACCCAGGUGAAACCAAUCAGAAAUAAUAGAAAACAAGGUACGGGUGCCCUCCAGCAGUAACCAAAGGAAACAACACUCAAAAGAACAGAAACUGGGGGCCUCCCGGGUGGCGCAGUGGUCUAGGGCACUGCAUUGCAGUGCUAGCUGCACCACCAGAGUCUCUGGGUUCGCGCCCAGGCUCUAUCGCAGCCGGCCGCGACCGGGAGGUCCGUGGGGCAACGCACAAUUGGCAUAGCGUUGUCCGGGUUAGGGAGGGUUUGGCCGGUAGGGAUAUCCUUGUCUCAUUGCGCUCCAGCGACUCCUGUGGCGGGCCGGGCGCAGUGAGCGCUAACCAAGGGGGCCGGGUACGCGGUGUUUCCUCCGACACAUUUGUGUGGCUGGCUUCCGGGUUGGAGGCACGCUGUGUUAAGAAGCAGUGCGGCUUGGUUGGGUUGUGCUUCGGAGGACGCAUGACUUUCGACCUUCUUCUCUCCUGAGCCCGUACGGGGGUUGUAGCGAUGAGACAAGAUAGUAAUUACUAGCGAUUGGAUAACACGAAAAUGGGAUAAAAAUAGAAAAAAAAAGAACAGAAACUAUUUGAUGUCCUCAUUGAGUGCUAUGAAAAUGGGAUCAAACACUUAACAUUUUACUACUUCAAAUACAACCUCUGAGGGCUAGGUGUUCGGAAGUUCGGAUGAAUGACGUGCCCAAUAUAAACGGCCUGUUACUCAGGCCCAGAAGCUAGGAUAGGCAUAUAUAAUUGGUAGCAUUGAAUAGAAAACACUCUGUCGUUUCUAAAACUGUUAAAAUAAUGUCUGUGAGUAUAACAGAACUGAUAUGGCAGGCGAAAACCAGAGGAUAAUCCAUCCGUAAAAAAAAAAAUAUUGAGGUCACAGUCCAUUUCAAUGCUUGUCUACGGGAUAUACAAAUGAAUAGCUCCCAGAUUGCAGUUCGUAUGUCUUUAGAAAGGAUUUCAGGCUUGUUGUUUGAAAAAUGAGCGAGUAUUUGUAGUUUUUCCAAGGUGUCUCUUAUUAGAAAUGUAGUCUUGUUCCGUGAGUGAAUGAGGUGCGCGCUCUUCGUUAUUUAUCUUCCCUAUUGAACAUUGUAUUCUCCAUCUUAAAAUAGAACAUUUAUUUUGAUAUUAGAGUACCAUUGUGGAAAUUACCAUAUUUAAUAUUACAAUUUUGUAAUUUGAAUUUGGCGUGCUCCAGCGUCACCGGAGGAUGUUGAUUUUGAUCCUGUUAACGGGAUCCGUGCACUAAGAGGUCCACAUGGAAGUUAAUUUUCCCAAAUACAUUUGACCCCUAAAAUGGGGAGACUAUGUACAAAAAGUGUGGUUCACCCAAUAUGGAUGAAAAUACUGACUGUCUGCACUUUAACCUCAUAGUCAUUGUAUUAUUUAAGAUCCAAAGUGCUGGAGUACAGAGCCAGAAGAACACACAUAGUGUCACUGUCCCGAUACUGUUGGAGCUACUGGAAAUACAACAUAGAGAUACAUAGAGCUCUCUAAAUAAAACAUAGAGCUCACUGGAAAUAAAACAUAGAGCUACAUAGAGCUCUCUGGAUAGAAAACAUAGAGCUACAUAGAGCUCUCUGGAUAGAAAACAUAGAGCUACAUAGAAAUCUCUGGAUAUAAAACAUAGAGUUACAUAGAGCUCACUGGAUUAUUGUGACAUGUUUUCAAUAUUUGUAUAUUUUAACAUGUUAUUUGAUUUUAUAACAUUUUGCUGUUGUUUUAUUACUGGUUGGUAAUAAACCCGCCUAAAUGUACUAAAUAUCUAGACUAACCUCUACCCUGCACAUUGACUCGGUACAGGAACACCUUGUAUAUAGCCUCGUUAUUGUUAUUUUUAUUGUGUUACUUUUUACUCUUAUUUUACUAUUUUUGCUUUAGUUUAUUUAGUAAAUAUUUUCUUAACUUUAUCUUGAACUCUUAUUUGAUAUUAAAUAAGGAGAUGAACACAGGAUUUUAUAAUGACAUGUUUUAUGUUAUACUCUUGUAAUAUUAUCAUACCACACUGUUGUUUUCAUAUUUACUUACUAUACUUGUUGAUGUUAUUGAAUGUUAAACGUUAACUUUAAGUUGUUCUCAAUAUUCAGUUGUUUUAUUUAUUUUUGAUUAAUAUAGUAAGUAAAUAUGGAAACAAUGACAGUAUGGUAUGAUAACAACACAUUACAAGAGUAUAAUAUAAGUUUAUAAGUAUAAUAAAUGUAUAUAAGUAUAUACGUGUACUUUAAGUAUAAUAUGUUGAUGUUAAUGAAUGUUAAAGGUGAACUUUUAGUAGGUCUGAACACUCCGUUGUUUUAUUUAUUUUCUAUUGCAACUUGCUGUUACUGUUUCCAGAGUCUAUUUCACUCAUUCAUUAUUUUAUCUAGACCGUUAAUUGCUUUCCAUUACAAAAAUAUUUUAAGGUCUUUUGAGUUGUUCUAAGUUGUUUUAAAUAUAUUGUACCAACAAGUCAUUUUUCUAUGAUACUAGUGUGUAACAUUUAAAUGAUUGUAUCUGUUCUGGUGUUGGUGGUGGAGUCUUCAUUUAAAGGGGCAAUCUGUGACACGGGCAUCCGUUUUAGAAUUUUUAAUCAACGUAUGUUCAUUCUUGAAGUAUAUGACUUAUAAAUCUCUCAUGAGCUUAAUUCAGAUGUCAUUUCCCAUCAGAACCCAACAUAUAAACUUGUUUUAUUCUAUUGUUUGUAAACUAUGUAAUUGUAAACAAACACUGUUUAGCCUCAAAAACAUAGUUUAAACUAUAAUGUUGAUAUCAUGGAUGGUCAUCCUGUAUAAUCUCAGAAACAUAGUUUAAACUAUAAUGUUGAUAUCAUGGAUGGUCAUCCUGUAUAGUCUCAGAAACAUAGUUUAAACUAUAAUGUUGAUAUCAUGGAUGGUCAUCCUGUAUAGUCUCAGAAACAUAGUUUAAACUAUAAUGUUGAUAUCAUGGAUGGUCAUCCUGUAUAGUCUCAGAAACAUAGUUUAAACUAUAAUGUUGAUAUCAUGGAUAGUCAUCCUGUAUAGUCUCAGAAACAUAGUUUAAACUAUAAUGUUGAUAUCAUGGUUGGUCAUCCUGUUUAGUCUCAGAAACAUAGUUUAAACUAUAAUGUUGAUAUCAUGGAUGGUCAUCCUGUUUAGUCUCAGAAACAUAGUUUAAACUAUAAUGUUGAUAUCAUGGAUAGUCAUCCUGUAUAGUCUCAGAAACAUAGUUUAAACUAUAAUGUUGAUAUCAUGGUUGGUCAUCCUGUUUAGUCUCAGAAACAUAGUUUAAACUAUAAUGUUGAUAUCAUGGAUGGUCAUCCUGUUUAGUCUCAGAAACAUAGUUUAAACUAUAAUGUUGAUAUCAUGGAUAGUCAUCCUGUAUAGUCUCAGAAACAUAGUUUAAACUAUAAUGUUGAUAUCAUGGAUAGUCACCCUGUUUAGUCUCAGAAACAUAGUUUAAACUAUAAUGUUGAUAUCAUGGAUGGUCAUCCUGUUUAGUCUCAGAAACAUAGUUUAAACUAUAAUGUUGAUAUCAUGGAUGGUCUGUCCUUUUAUAUGUUGUUCUGUCUGUUAAUUUGAGAGUGGUUACAUUGCUCUAUCUCCAUCCUAAAGAUUUUCCCAAAACAGUGGUGGGGUUUACACUUUGUUAUUGAUUGAACUGCAGAUUGCCCCUUUCACUAUUUGACAAUGGUACAUUCAUCCUUUACAGAGUCAAAAAAUCAAUAAAGUUAUGAAAAGGCC
Salvelinus fontinalis (brook trout) is the source of this 5653-nucleotide messenger RNA. RefSeq names its product macrophage mannose receptor 1-like. Lineage: Eukaryota; Metazoa; Chordata; Actinopteri; Salmoniformes; Salmonidae. The transcript has 3 exons. The coding region runs from base 110 to 727 and encodes 205 amino acids. The record is from RefSeq and is a predicted model, not a curated record.